Molecule: messenger RNA, 1809 nt
Organism: Penaeus monodon (black tiger shrimp)
Lineage: Eukaryota; Metazoa; Arthropoda; Malacostraca; Decapoda; Penaeidae
Exons: 5
Coding region: 1-642 (213 amino acids)
Biological process (GO): SCF-dependent proteasomal ubiquitin-dependent protein catabolic process
Cellular component (GO): SCF ubiquitin ligase complex
Molecular function (GO): protein binding
Source: RefSeq, a predicted model, not a curated record
AUGCAACAACAGGUGAACGAGGACCACUGCUUCUGGUGGUUGAAGGAGGCUUAUAAUGGUGUAUGGGAUCACAUCAGAAUCUCAUCUGUGGAUCGUUCAUUAAGCAUAAGAAUUUGCCUGCACUCGCUCCCCAACCUGACGGUGUUAAGCCUAAGCGGGUGCAGCAAAAUCACAGACGACGGAGUGGAACUUAUCGCCGAAAACCUGCGCAAACUCCGCUCGCUCGACCUCUCGUGGUGCCCGAGAAUCACUGACGCGGCGCUCGAGUACAUCGCCUGCGACCUCAACCAGCUGGAGGAACUCACGCUGGAUAGGCUGUUCCCUGGUGACCUCGGCAGGACUCUCAACCCUCGUCCAGCUGCGACAUUUACAGGAGCUGGAACUAACCAACUGUCCAGGAGCAACACCCGAGCUCCACCAUCACCUUCACCUCCAUCUACCCAAUUAUGGGAACAUAUUGAAAUAAGCCAAAGCCAGGACCUAUUUAAACAAACGAUUUACCUACUACUAAAAGGUUAUAGAAGACAUACCCAGUGUUGUGUAUUUGGUGAAAACUGGAUUUGUAACCAAUACAUUUCAUUUCAGUCCUGUGUAUAUGGAGACCAUUCAUAUUUUUCUUUCUUUCUUUUUUUUUUUUUUUAGAUAGUUUUAGUUACAGUUACCAGCAGGUCUGGGUUUAGAAUAUAAAAAAAAUAGUAAUAAUAAUAAAAAGCAAAGAAAAAAAUUAAUAAUAAUUCUUAAGAGACAACAAAAUGAUGAUGAUAGGAUGGAUUAACAAAUGAGAAUAUUGAUUUAAGAUUAGUAUUAGAUAAUUAAGGCAUGGUGAAUUCAUAGCUAGAAGAGAAAACGAACCAAUCACAGCUCAUGAGAAAGUACAGUACUAGGACUGUCAACGCAGCCUCUCCUUAGGAGCUUUAAGCAUGAAGAAGAAUCAAUAGUUUCAGUACUUAAUAUAGCAGUCAGGAAUUACUAAUGUGCUUGACUACAGAAGUCUUUGUUGUUGUAGUUUCUAGGCCGUUCUGCCGACUACUAAAUUGCGACAGGUUUCCUUCUAAAAUUACCUUUCUUGGGAAUAUUGUUUAGUAAAAUAAUACAUAUAACUUACAUAGUUCAAACGUUAUAUAGUGACGGAAGAUAAAAUCAGUAAUUAAGUCUAAAGCAGAUGCAUUAUGAUCAUCAUAAUGAAGUAACUCAUAGUAUGGCAUGCAACAGUUUUAUUAUUAUUACUGCUCUCCUAAAGCACAAAAUAUACUCAUGCAUUUUUGUUUUUUUUCAAUAUUUUCAAGGAUGACAUCAACCAAGUGAUCAUGAUACAUAAUUUUGUAAGAUAACAGUACAUAUUACCUCAUUAAAACGAUUAAAUAGAUUAACCUUUUUUUCCAAAGUUCUGAAAAUAUAAUUCAUUGGUUUAAUUAUAGACACCUAUAUCAUGAUAUUUAUAUUCUUUUCUUUUAGUUCAGUAUUUCAAAGUUCUCUGGGCAAAUGCGUUAUUACAGUGAAAUAUCAUGAGACGUUUAUUUUAUUUAAGAUAGUAUACACAGUAUAUCAGUGUAGAGAUGACAUUACAGAGCACAGGUUUUCAUUGUUAUCUUCAACUAUAGUUAUUUACUGGCAACAUUAUGUUAAUUUUUUGCACAAGAAUGAAGUUAGCCACACUCAAUAUGUUAUAUUUAUUGUGGGAAAAAAAGAGAAUAAGAGCUGCUUACCAUUUGCCAAGAUAUUUAAUGAUUAUAUCAGUAAAGUAAAACCUUCUGUAUGAUAUGUUAUAAUAUGUAUGAUCAUACUCAAAAAAUGAAAAAGCUGAUGUUA